Molecule: messenger RNA, 1109 nt
Organism: Python bivittatus (Burmese python)
Lineage: Eukaryota; Metazoa; Chordata; Lepidosauria; Squamata; Pythonidae
Product: natriuretic peptides A-like
Biological process (GO): cGMP biosynthetic process; negative regulation of systemic arterial blood pressure; receptor guanylyl cyclase signaling pathway
Cellular component (GO): extracellular region; cytoplasm
Molecular function (GO): hormone receptor binding; hormone activity
Source: RefSeq, a predicted model, not a curated record
GGCACCGAAUCGACACAACAGCGGGCGGAGGACGGAGGAAGACUAGGAUGCCGGAGAAGACGAUGGGUUCGAAGAUCCCUUUCCUGCUCUCCCUGCUCUUUACUGCUCACCUCCAAGGUGCAUCUGAGGCCCAGCCCAUCCCUCGGGCAGAACUAGCCGAUUUCAAGGAUCUUCUGGAGCGCUUUGAAAACAAACUGGAGUUGGCAGAAAGAGAAGGACUUGAACAAGAUCAGAACGAAGCAAAUGACGAGCCAGCGGGAGACGCAGCCCAGCCGCUCUCUUCCUGGGAUGGCGAAUACCCAAGACCUCAGAGCGAAGGCAGCAAUGCCCGCCUCAACUGGCAAUAUCCAGAAAAAGCACCAGCAGCUGUGCGGAACAAACUGGGGGGCCUUUUCAGUGGGCCCCGCAGGUUAUCCAGCUGCUUCGGACAACGGCUGGACAGAAUAGGGGCAGUGAGCGGACUUGGAUGCAAGAGAAGCCACUACUGAAGCUGAGUGGAAGGUACCUCAUCACUCAUCUUACCCCAAAGGCGUUUUUGUUUCGUUAAGACUCUUUCAGCCAACAGUGUGCUCCACCCACCGAAAAAACCCUUAACACAUCGAUCCCGGAGUUUGGACGAAUUAUCAGCAUUUCACUCCAACUGAAACACACCCCGCAGGGCACUUGUGAGGCCAAAGCAAGACCACGCAGCCCCCAAGCCAACAGUUCUCAAGUUAAGAAUGGGAGAGAAAUCUAACGUUUUCCCCUAAUCACGUGAAUUUAAAGACGUAUAUGCUUUUAUGCACCCAAUCUACUGGAUAACUCGCAAUCAGGAAUUUAAGAUGAUUCAGCACCAAGGACAGAGACAGGGCACAGGGUGAGUUCUUUCCAGCACGCCCAAUUCUUAUUCAUAAAUUAAAUGAACAGGUGUAAUGAUAUCUUACUUUCUCCCCCCUAAACAAAACUCAAGGAAGCGGGGCCCAAUUAGGAGGCCAAGCAGACUGUAAUGGGGAAAGAAAGAUUGGUUUUCCAAAACCGCACAGGCUAAGAAAGCCCCCUUAAAAUGCCUUGUUGCCAAACACCUGUACAAGAAUAGCAAUUUGGGGUUUGUGGGGAAAUGGGAAGGACCC